GCUCUAUGUUUUAACUUCAGGAAGCACUUUUUAUUCUUACGAAACAUAAACAAGUCAGUGAGCUCAGUAUAUACACACACCUGUGUUUGUGAGGUUCUUCCUGAAGAAGAGAUGAAGAUUCUGUACUUGGUUCUGAUUCUGCUCACGCUGUCUGAUGUUCUCACUCAGGACAGUAACUGGGAGUGAAAUAUCCUGAUAAUCAGAUCUGUGCUGUGAGAGGAUUCAGUGUCUCCAUUCCCUGUAGUUAUUAUUAUCCAACAUCAAAUCCCAUUCAGGUGAAACAAAAGCUUUGGUGCUCAAUGAACUCAAACACAGAUGUGUGUCAGAAUCCUCCAUAUGUUUAUAACAGUUCAUUAAACAAUAAAUCAGACUUUGAGUUCACUGGAGACGACAAAUCAGACUGUACUUUAUUAAUCCACAAUGUACAGUUUAAUUAUUCUGGAGAAUAUAAAUUCAGAUUUAUAACUGAUGUGACUGGUGGCAUGUUAACAGGAGACCCUGGAGUUACUCUACAAGUUACAGAUUUAAAGGUGUCACUAAUCAGACUCAGUGGAAACGAACCCCUUAAACCAGGAGACUCGUUAAAUCUGACGUGUGAUGUGACCUGCACACAAAGUUCCUCACAGUUUGUGUGGUCUAAGAACAACGAGCUCUUACCUGAAUCAGGAGCCGUUCUUCACUUUCCUACUCUGACCCUGAGGGAUUCUGGGAAAUACACCUGCACUUGGAAAACCAACACGACAUCAGGAUCUAAAACCAUCAGCCUUCAGGUCGAGGAUGAAAUUCUUUAUUUAUGGCCGUUUUGUAUCAUUGUUUUGGUGGCAACUGCACUGAUUUUGGUUGUUGUGAUUCACAGCAGGAGACAUAUCCACACCGAUCAGCUGAAGGACGCUUCAGACGUCUACACCACAGUACAGUACAAUACAUUCACCAGGAACUGAUCACACUUUCACACCUCACUUACUUCAUUCCAGAUUUCUGCAUGUGAAUUUUCUCUGAGAUCAGAAACACAUGAGCUCAUUAUUCCUCUAGAGCAUGAAACAAAAUAUGAUAAAAAUGUGGAAUUAGAAGAAUUCUUCAGCAUGAACAACAGUGGUUCCUCUUAAACCUUUUUUAGGAAACUCAGUCAGUUUUGCUUAAGGUUUUAUACAAUUGAAAGUAAAGUGUAUCUAUUUUUAUGUGAAUAGAAGUUUUUAUCAUCUAUUAUCCUGCAUCCUUUAGUCUAUAUUCGGAUCUUUAGGGAGGUGAAUGUAUAAAUGCUUUUGUUUAUUUGUUAAAGCUUUUUAUUUGUAGAUCUUAUAUCAAAAUUUAUCUUGCCUAAGCAUUUAAUCUAAUUAACUUAAGCAGUAGUGCCCUCUAGUGGUGAAAAACUAAAGCGUUACUGAAAUUCAGUACAGUAUUCUCAUUAUUUGGGGAAUUUACUUAAAAAAACCCAAAUAUUUUUCAAUCGUUCAUUUUUGUUUUUUUUCAUCUUUUAAAAGAGAGCUAUACAUUGAUAUACACAAAAUUGUAAAAAUUACAUUUGACAUUUUAAAAAUAAUUUUAGCACUAAAUUACUGCAUUCCGUUGCCUUGUACAUGUGUAAUGACAAUAAAGUUAAAUCUAAUCUAAUC
Silurus meridionalis is the source of this 1613-nucleotide messenger RNA. RefSeq names its product basigin-like. The record is from RefSeq and is a predicted model, not a curated record. The transcript is spliced from 5 exons. The coding region runs from base 300 to 941 and encodes 213 amino acids. NCBI's taxonomy places the organism in Eukaryota, Metazoa, Chordata, Actinopteri, Siluriformes, Siluridae.